GGACGAGGCAGCAGCUACUAAGACGCGACGGCAGAGAGCGCAUAGCGCAGCCCGGUGCAGCCCUGGCUUUCCCCUCGCCACACGCCCGUGCCCCUUUCCGCGUCCGCAAUCAGAAGCCCAGCGCGGCGCCCGGAGCUGGACCCGCGCCUGCGCCGCUCCCGGGACCGCGACCCCGGCCGCCCCGCGAUGACCGCGACCGAAGCCCUCCUGCGCGUCCUCUUGCUCCUGCUGGCUUUCGGCCAUCGGACCCCUGGAGCUGAGUGCUUCCCUGCCUGCGCCCCCCACAAUGGAGUCUGCGAGGAUGGCAAUGUUUGCAGGUGCCAGCCUGGCUGGCAGGGCCCCCUGUGUGACCAGUGUGUGACCUCUCCUGGCUGCGCUCACGGACUCUGCGAAGAACCCUGGCAGUGCGUCUGCAAGGACGGAUGGGACGGGGAGCUCUGCGACAUGGAUGUGCGAGCUUGCACCUCCACCCCCUGCGCCAACAACGGGACCUGCGUGGAGCUGGGUCAUGGCAGCUACGAGUGCUCCUGCGCCCCGGGGUACUCGGGCAGGGACUGUCAGAGGAAGGAUGGGCCCUGCGUAAUCAACGGCUCCCCCUGCCAGCACGGAGGCACCUGCAUGGACAACGAGGGCCGGGCCUCCCACGCCUCCUGCCUGUGCCCCCCUGGCUUCUCAGGCAAUUUCUGCGAGAUCCUGGCCGCCAACAGCUGCACCCCCAACCCGUGCGAGAAUGAUGGCGUCUGCACGGACAUCGGUGGUGACUUCCGCUGCCGGUGCCCAGCCGGCUUCAUCGACAAGACCUGCAGCCGCCCGGUGACCAACUGCGCCAGCGGCCCGUGCCAGAACGGGGGCACCUGCCUGCAGCGCACCCAGGUGAGCUACGAGUGUCUGUGCAGGCCUGAGUUCGCGGGGCCCACCUGCGUCAAGAAGCGCGCGCUGGGCCCCCAGCAGGUCACCCGUCUGCCCAGCGGCUACGGGCUGACCUACCGCCUGACCCCCGGGGGGCACGAGCUGCCGCUGCCGGUGCCGCAGCCCGAGCACCGCAUCCUGAAGGUGUCUAUGAAAGAGCUCAACAAGAGCACCCCUCUCCUCACCGAGGGCCAGGCCAUCUGCUUCACCAUCCUGGGCGUGCUCACCAGCCUGGUGGUGCUGGGCACCGUGGGCAUCGUCUUUCUCAACAAGUGCGAGGCCUGGGUGUCCAACCUGCGCUACAGCCGCAUGCUGCGCAAGAAGAGGAGCCUGCUGCUGCAGUACGGCAGCGGCGAGGAGCUGGCCGUCAACAUCAUCUUCCCCGAGAAGGGCGCCGUGGCCACCUUCCGCCGGGAGGCAGGCGGCGAGCAGGAGAUCUGAGCCGCGCCCCCGGGCCCUCUGCCAGCGGCCCACCCAGCUCCCUCUGCGGUCUGCCCUAAUCUUUGUGGUGGAAUUGGCUGUCCUGUGUUGAACCUGGUGAACGCUGCGCUUGCGUGUACCGUCUCUGUGCUGCCGUGUGACAAACGCGUUGCCAAAAGAACCCUCUUUCUCUCUCUAUUAAUGCAUGAUAAAGAUAAUACGAAGAAUUUCCUCUUUAAACAAGUAAAAGAAAUAAGUAUGUUAUUCUAAACUCUAAAUGUAAUGAAAUAUCAAAAAAUACCAAAAAAAAACAUGGCAACAGAACCAGGACGUGGUGCCGACGCCCCUCUGCAGGGGUCUCGGCCGCAGGGUCCUCGUGCAACCGUUACGAGUCCAGUGCAUGACCGAUCACUGUGGAAAGGGCUAAGAUCUCUUUCGUUCGUUAAUUCUCACACGCCACAUCCAACUCGCACUCACCUCGAGCCAACACCGCAACCCUUCGAUCUUUCUGCUUGCUUUGAGAUUUUGCAGAGUGCAGCGGCUGUGUGUCAGGCAGAGAGCGCCCAGGCUGGCUGCCGGGGGGCCGGGACCAUCCCAGCCCUGCCACUCCCUCACCGCCUGAUCCUUGGCGAGGCCCCAUCCCACUCCUGGGCCCACCUUCUCGCCCCUCUUGGGCGGGGUUUGAACACCCACCACCAAGGUCCUCUCUGACUCUAAAACUUUGAAUUAGGAACGAGGGGAUUGAACCAAAAAUGUUUUCUGACCCAAGAAACAGGAUCUGAGGGAGACUAAGUCUCAGCCCGGGUCCGAUGGUCUGGCCUAUCCUGGAGGCUCACUUGACCUGCUGGAGCUGAUCCCACUGCGUGUCUCCAAGGGGGAGCCUCCCUCACCCCCAC
Molecule: messenger RNA, 2225 nt
Organism: Tupaia belangeri chinensis (Chinese tree shrew)
Lineage: Eukaryota; Metazoa; Chordata; Mammalia; Scandentia; Tupaiidae
Gene: DLK1
Product: delta like non-canonical Notch ligand 1
Exons: 6
Coding region: 187-1350 (387 amino acids)
Biological process (GO): heterophilic cell-cell adhesion; establishment or maintenance of epithelial cell apical/basal polarity
Cellular component (GO): protein-containing complex; plasma membrane
Molecular function (GO): calcium ion binding
Source: RefSeq, a predicted model, not a curated record